UUAAAAUGAAAUAAAAAUUAGAAAACAAAACAGCACUCCUUCUCCGUACGGUAAGAAUCGACGUUCGACUUCACGGCGUUGUAUCGUCUCAUUUUCGUUCCCCGAAAAUCGGAAUUGGAUUCGUUUUAUCCAACUCCUGUGAGUUCGCUUCAAUUUCUCUGUUUUUUUGACAACAGAAAGAAAAAUUAAGAAAAAAACCGAAUCCGAAUUCAAAUACUUGAAAAAAUAAACUCAAAAUUCAUAUCAUGCAGCGAUUUGUUGAUAACGCCCUCGCCGUCACCAAAGAUGCAGGUCGGUGAAGACGUUCACGUAUGAGUCAUUGAACAACGUUGUGAGGCUGAUCAAUGGUAUUUCAGCGCUUUUGCUGACUGUUCUACCGGGGAAAGCUACUAUUCUUGAAGGUUUACAUGGUUGGGAGCUUCGGCCGACAUUUCGUGGGCCCAGGUUUCCCCGUUGGAUGGAAAAUGGUGUGUCCUCGUUCAACCAAUUCAUUCAUGAGCUUUCUAUGGAUUCUGAUACUUCAAGUGUAGAUUACACUUCAGGAGAGGAGGAUUUUGAUGCAGGGUAUCCUUCAUCACCAUCAUCACAUGGUUCACGAAUCUCCAGGACAACUAGCUCCAAUAAGUAUGAAAGGCAUAAGACUGGUUGGAUCAUGUUCAUACUCUCAUGGAUUCUGUUUCCAAUUAAGUUUUUGCUGAGGAUACUUUUUCAUCUUGGCCGAAUGUCUUAUAGAAGGGGGGCAAAAGCGUCUUUUCCAGUUCAUCAGCCUCUGCAUUUACGGUCGAUUAAGAGAGUGCACACCCUGAAGGAUCAUGUUGUUCACCGUACUACUGACAGGAGACGUGGAGUCAUUGAGGACCUUCAUCUAGCAAUUGAGAUUGUCAUAGAAGUUGUAUUUGAUUUUUUUCACAAGGCUGCACAUUUUCUUCUUUCCCCUACAGAAGCUUCUAGAUUAGCGAACAGAUGGUUUUCAUCUGACAGCAGUGGCAGCAAAGAUAUUAAUGAUGGUGUUUCUGAUGCCACAGUGCAAACAGCAACAAUUGGUGAGAAUGAUCCAACUGUUAGAGAAAAGAAAACUAAUCUUCAUCACGCUAUGAAUACAGAUGCUCGUACCUGUCAAGAUGUUAUAACAGAGCUUGGGUAUCCAUAUGAGGCUAUACGUGUGGUAACUUCUGAUGGAUAUGUUCUUCUUUUGGAAAGAAUUCCCAGACGUGAUGCUCGGAAGGCUGUUUAUCUACAACAUGGAAUUCUGGAUUCAUCUAUGGGGUGGGUUUCUAAUGGAGUUGUUGGUUCUCCAGCAUUUGCAGCCUAUGAUCAAGGUUAUGAUGUUUUCCUUGGGAAUUUCCGUGGUCUGGUUUCUAGGGAGCAUAUCGACAAAAAUAUUUCCUCUCGACAGUACUGGCGGUACUCUAUCAAUGAGCAUGGAAUGGAGGAUCUUCCAGCUAUUAUAGAGAAGAUUCAUGAUACUAAAACUUCAGAAUUGAAGAUAAGUCAUCCUGAUCUCAAGGAAGAAAUAAAUGAGGAUCAGCCUUACAAACUCUGUGCAGUCUGCCAUAGCUUGGGAGGAGCUGCUAUGCUGAUGUAUGUUAUAACUCACCGGAUUGAAGAGAAGCCCCACAGACUCUCGAGAUUAAUUUUAUUAUCUCCAGCUGGCUUUCAUGAUGAUUCCAGCUUGGUUUUUACAGUGUUUGAGUAUCUGUUCCUAUCUAUGGCGCCUAUUCUUCAGCAUAUAGUGCCAGGCUUCUAUAUACCAACUAGAUUCUUCCGUAUGCUGCUAAAUAAGCUGGCACGAGACUUUCAUAACUAUCCUGCUGUUGGAGGCCUGGUUCAAACACUAAUGAGUUAUGGUGUUGGUGGAGACAGUUCCAAUUGGGUUGGAGUGUUAGGUUUGCCACACUUCAAUAUGAAUGACAUGCCUGGAGUUUCAUGUCGAGUAGCUCAUCACCUUGCACAGAUAAAACAUUCAGGAAAAUUUAUAAUGUAUGAUUAUGGGAAUGCAUCCAAGAACAUGGAGGUGUAUGGCUCUCCCGAGCCAUUGGACUUAGGUGAAUAUUAUAAACUUAUUGAUAUUCCAGUGGAUCUGGUUGCCGGACGGGAGGACACUGUAAUUCGGCCUUCAAUGGUAAGGAAGCAUUACAAGUUGAUGAAAGACUCUGGUGUUGACGUAUCAUACAGCGAGUUUGAAUACGCCCACUUGGACUUCACGUUCUCCCACCGUGAAGAACUCUUAGCCUAUGUCAUGUCACGCUUGCUUCUCGUGGAGCCUACCCCCCCAAAGAAACAACUUAGUCAUAAGGCCAUGAGGUCGAGGAAAAAAGGACAGGUUAGUUCCUAAUGGUGAAUAUAAUACAAAAGCCAUCUGAAUUUAGCUUGUGUGUUGUAUCUCUCGGAUUGUUGUACAUGAUUUAAAGAUAGGUCUUUCUUCAAACAUGAUUAUCUUGUGCAUGAUUUAAAGAUAGGUCUUUCUUCAAACAUGAUUAUCUUCUGGUAUGUUUUUUUGACGCUGAAAGUUAAUUGUUAGCUGGGGUAGAGUUAGGUACUAAAAGUUGUAUACCAGAAACCAAAGGUGCUGUACUUCUAUUUGUAGAUAGGUCUUUCUUCAAACAUGAUCAUAUGAGUAAGCUUUCUGGUAAGUUUUUUCGUCACGGAAAGCGAACCGAUAGCUGAGAUAGAGUUUAUGUAGUACAAAGUUGUAUACCAGAGAACAGAGUAUAGUCAGAAUAUGAAUAGAUUUGUGGUCUGUAAUUUUAUACUGCAAAACUUAGUUUUGGACAAAGUUUCCAUCUCCAUGUAAUGCUGGGAGUACCCUUAUUAUGGGGGAUGAAUAUAUACGAAAGUGAACUAAUGUGAUUGUAGCAGCAGUACAUAAAAUAGUUGUUGCUGGCUUGCA
Mangifera indica (mango) is the source of this 2890-nucleotide messenger RNA. RefSeq names its product lipase member N-like. The record is from RefSeq and is a predicted model, not a curated record. Gene Ontology annotation, biological process: lipid metabolic process. The transcript is spliced from 9 exons. Lineage: Eukaryota; Viridiplantae; Streptophyta; Magnoliopsida; Sapindales; Anacardiaceae. The coding region runs from base 458 to 2335 and encodes 625 amino acids.